CUGAUAAUGAAAACGGAGAGGAGGAAUCUCCCGAGUCGUCUCGGUCGCCUUCGUCGACAAAGAAACACGGAGCAAAGACGCAAAGCAGACAAGAGAAAGAGAAGAGAACGCGCCGUCGAGAGAGGGGCAGGUCGACACCGCUGAGCUUUACAGCCUUACCUGUGUCGGGGAGCCAGACAGCUACGCAGUCGCGCGCUCUUCCUCUCUGUGUGGUUUUCUUCUCUCGAAUACGAGGGGAACACAGAGGGGAGAAACGAAGAGACAAGGAUCUGAAGGAGAGAGAAUGGCAGCGUGAGAGCGAGAGAGAGGAAGAGAGGAAGAAACGCGACUUCGGCGACUUCGUGCUCCUUUCAGAGAACUGUCUCCUCUAGGUCCUUUCUGCCGGCGAGAACAAGACAGAAGCCGACAGACUUUGCUUUGGCGAGAGAACAAGACGACAAUCAAAGGAGGGCGUUCUCCCGGACAAAGAGAUCCCCUGCGUCCGAGGCCCCGCGUCUCUCUGUGUCGGUCCUGCGGCAGUGAAAAGAACGAGAACGAAGUCUCGCUCUCUACACUUCUUGCUUGUUUCUCUCGAGCGGUAUGUUCUCCUGGAUAUCUUCCGUUUCUUCCAGGUGAACAGCCUUGUCAGUCCAUUCAGUCCAUCUUCGUUUUCCCCGCUCUCACAGCUUCUCGAAACCUCUCUUCUCGCGCGUUUUUCAACGAUCUCGUCAUUUUCCCCGUCCCGUCCAAAACAGUUACCUUCUCUUCUUCUACGCCAUCCACUUCCCUGUCUGCUCUCUUUCCUCCUCCCUUUCCUCCUUCCUCUCCUUCAUCUUCAUCUUCCUCAUCUUCCUCUUCUUCCUCUUCUUCGUUUUCUUCUCCGUCUACUCCCUCACCUCUCUCUUCUUCCCCUUCCCCCUCUCCCGGUUUUUCUUCUGCCUGCGCUCUCUACUAUUCGUCGUUUUUUCCUUCUCCCAGGGUAUCGCAAGGAGCGCCCUCGGGUGUCUGUGCACUCGGCGUCGAGAACGAUGAAGUCCGCGGCGCGAGGCCGACAGGCCCAGCAGCGCGGGCGUCCUUCCUCGGGAUCCAGAGUCUCCGCCGAAGACGAGGGGAAGAGACACUCGUCCAGUUCGAGGGAGACAGGAGGCGACGCCGCCUGGAGACGCGGAAAGCCUGGAGACAGAAACGGAGAAUUCAGUCCCGAUCUCCUUUACAAAGAUGAACGCGACAGAGAAGCUCUGGAGAGCAUGAACGAGUUCGAGCGAGAGGCCGAGCUCGCGCGGCGUUACGAGGAACUCGUUCGAGAGAGACAGAGAAAGGAGUUGCUGAGGCGGCAAGAUCAGGACCGGAAAAGCAAAGCAGGGCGUCUGGGAGAUGCGCUCAGCGACAUUCGAGCGCGGAGGGCUCGUCAGAAGCAGCAACAGCGACAAACGAGUGAAGAUGAAGACGAGGAGGAAGGCGAAGUCUCUGGAAGUCGAAAGGACGGAACAGAAGACAUGACAGAGUCUUCUUCGGAAGACGAAGAAGACGAGGAAGAGAAGAAGCGUCUCGCCUCGCCCCCGGUCGGCGCCGGCGGUCCUGGAGCCUCGAGCGGCGUCUCUGCCGCAGCCGACGCGGCUGUGGGUUCCGGCGCGUCCGCGGCGCCUCUCUCGCCAGACAGAGGCGAAGGCGCGGGGACAGCCGACGGCGUCGCGCUCGGCGUCGGGAGCGCAAGUGCAGGUGACGCGUCUGUCGAAAACGAAGCGCUCGGAAGAAGGAAAGUUUCCACGGCCAAGUCGGCGAGAGAAGACGAGGGCGGCGAACCGACAACGCAGCAACAACGUCCAGUUGAGGACGACCGGCGGGGGGAUUUGUUCGACGAGGACCGCGUCGACAGCGACGAGCAACGCCGGAAGGAGACGGCGCGUCGCAUGCUUCAACGCAUUUCUUUGGAGCUCUUGAACGGCGUUCGGCUGUCCACCGAGCGUCUGCUGCACAUGCUGGAGCACCCGCAAGCAGAAAAGUUCGUGCGAGGCUGCUUCGUCAAGGUGCCGCAGCCGGCCGCUGCUGCGUCGAAGUCCCCGUCCCCAGAGUCGCCGCCGGUAGCGUGGGUUUGCCAGAUCGUCGGCCUCAGGCCUUGCGCUCCGUACUUCGUCCCCAAGGCCUCGGGCACCCUGGCGGAGUCGGCAGGUCUGGGCGCCGAGAGCCGACGCGGGAGCGUACCCUGCGCAGUGAAGCUUCUCCUGCGCGUAGCCCCCAAGGCCUCGGCGAAGUUCGAUCGCGAGUUCUCCCUCGCAGAGCUGCUCAACUCCCCCGUCACACCAGCAGAGUACGAAGGCUGGAAGAAGAAACUGCAGGAAUUCGACUCAGUGGAAGACCUCUCCAAAAAGCUGCGAGCGAAACUGCAGCAACUCAAAGAAUUCACUUUUACCGAUGAAGAUGUUCAGGCGAUUCUGUCGAAGAAGCAAGACUCUGGCGCAGGGUCGUUUCUGAUGACGACUGGGACUUUGCUGAAGCAGUUGAUGUCGAUCAAGCACGAGAUGGACUCGUUGCAUGCGUCGCUUUCGAGUGUCUCCACAGCGAGCGCGGCGCGACGGGAGUUGAAGGAGAAGCUGCAGGUUCUGGUUGCGCGGAAGGCGGAGGUGGAGGCGAAGCUCGCGAAAAGCAAAGCUGCGGCAGGUCGCGCUCGCAAUUCCUCGACGAUUCACCAAGUGUCUGUCGAGCGCAGACGCGAGAAACUCUCAAAGUUCAUUCUCAACGACCCCAAGAGGUCCAUGAGGAAGGGCGUCGGUCGCGAGCCUUCAAAGGCAUCUCCGCCAGCCGCAACUGCUGCAGCUUUGACAUGCGCAGAUCUUCUUUUCGGAGACGGGGAGGAGGACGCAGGAAGAAGAAAGCGUUGUCGCGAAGGCUCGGACGAAGUGGGGAGAGACAGAUCUCAUGGAGGAGGAGACUCUCGUAGCGCUGAAAACCGACUGUCUCCUUUCGACGACACACGCGCCGCCAGCGCCUCUCCGGCGUUCCCCUCAGGAGGCAGAGACGCUUCGUCGCCUCGACUGGGAGGCGAGAGCGAGCACCGAAGUGCAAGUCCGUCAAGCUCUCAGCCCCGAGGUGUGGCGGGACCGCUUUCGAGUGGAACUCCGCAGGCGACGGCAGCCUGGAAGUUUCUUCUUCACGGCGCCCCCAAAGAGCAACGCGUCUGGGUCAAACACACUGUCCAGAAGUACCGCGAGGGAGGCCCUCUGAACAUCGAUACAGCAAAUAUUCCGCCGCCGCGGCCGUACGCCUCCGUCGUUGCUCUACUUCCUCCGACGCCUCCUCCACCUUCAGAUUCUCUUUUGAUUUCUCUCGAAGAAUACAAACAACAAGUCGCGCAACUGGCGAACAUGCAGCUUGCAGGCUGAGGAGAAAAUCAAAAAUGUUCUUUUGAAGGUUCGGUAUCCGUACGUUUAUCCCUCCAGCGCGGACAGACUCCUCCUUGUGCUUCAUGCGCCUGUAUGCAUGCAGACACAGCCUCACCCUACACGUAUACCAAGGCGUUAAUAUGCCUGGGCAUUGCAGAAACAUGCAUAUGUUCACACAUGUAUAUGCAAGUAUAUAUAUAUAUAUAUAUAUAUGUAAAUGUGUGUAUCCAUAUAUAUAUAUAUAUAUAUAUGUAUAGGUGGGUGGGAUGAUUCAAUGUUAUACAGAGAGGUCGACCGUGGUUGAAUGCGUGGAUGAGCAUCUGGAGGAAACGAGAAAAGGGGAGAGAGGGUUGUGAGCAAGGAGACUGAGGACGCGCGAAGGUGGGCGAACGUGAGGCUCAAAGUCGAGUUCCCUGAGCUUUUUCCGGCGAGUUGUUUGGUUUGUCUCGCAGUGUUAGCUUCGAGUUAACUGCAUGCAAAUCCGUUGACGAUAAGGACAAGAGCAAUGCGGCCGUUUUCUUCCUUUCUGUGUCACUUCUCGCUAACAGAGCAAGUCUGUGUGUGCGCGCAUGCACAUAUAAACACUCCUGGCGACCUUCUCUCUACACCGUUUUCUCUCACCGAUUCGAGUUCUUUGUCUUGAGGUGCAGAAAGGUUCUGCCGUUGUCGCGUGGUGGCUUCUGCAUUGAGGCUUUCGAAUUUGCUUUUCUUCUUUUUGCGUUUUUCGUGAAACAACAAGAGACGCCAUGGCCCUGAGAACGGACAUGUGGUGGACGUUGCCUGUCUUUGCUUCGUCUCCUCUCCGGUGGAGCUCCGUUUUCUCUGUCCUCAAAAAGAGAAUGGACUUCUUGUCGUUUCCUGACUCUGGAUGUCUAUUAUUCUAGUCGAAGUUCUGUCGUGCGUGCACAGAAACCCCG
This is a messenger RNA of Toxoplasma gondii ME49, 4276 nucleotides long. It is a transcript of the gene RTF1, whose product is annotated as RNA polymerase-associated protein RTF1. Gene Ontology annotation, molecular function: DNA binding. Bases 1008 to 3359 code for a protein of 783 amino acids. The record is from RefSeq and is a predicted model, not a curated record. Lineage: Eukaryota; Apicomplexa; Conoidasida; Eucoccidiorida; Sarcocystidae. The transcript has 8 exons.